This is a messenger RNA of Plutella xylostella (diamondback moth), 1976 nucleotides long. RefSeq names its product protein CDV3 homolog. Lineage: Eukaryota; Metazoa; Arthropoda; Insecta; Lepidoptera; Plutellidae. Gene Ontology annotation, cellular component: cytoplasm. The record is from RefSeq and is a predicted model, not a curated record.
CUCCGAAACUGUCUGCCUUUAAAAAAAACAGACGGCCACGCUUGCCACUAAAAUCGUUUUUUGGGCUUUUGUCCCAUUUAUUUCGUUCUAAUAUUGCUGUAUUUACCACGUAACCACUCAAAACUUACAAGUGAAAACCACAUACUAACCAUGGCAGAUUUAGAUGAUUUCUUCGCAAAGAAAGACCGCAAAAAGUCCAAGUCGGUCAAGAAGUUCGCCACUACCGAUGAAGUUGCAAAAAAACUAGAUGAUCCCAAGCAGAAAUCAGAUGUUCGGCCGAAGAAAGAACGGCCAGUGCAAGAAGGCGAGGAGGGCGGCCGCGCCGGGGAGGAGGAAGAAUGGAAAGAAUACGAGGAGCCGGUGAAAGACUACACGGGCCUGAAGAUCCAGGUGCUUCAGGGUGGCAACGGCCAGCAGGACUCCGGUCGGGACUCGGCCGGCGAGGAGUGCGGUCCGAAUGAGGGAGUCAAAGGGAAGGGGCCGUGGAAUAAACCUGCGGAGUCCCAGGAGCAGGCGCCGCCGCCGCCGCCGGUGGAGGAGCCAAAGCCGCCCAAAGAAGCGCCCAAGUCCACGGCCUAUGUCCCCCCUGUGGCGCGGAACCGGCCCACCGCCGAGCCCAUGGCCAAACGGAACCAGUCGAAACACGCGCCUGACAUCCACAACGACGACUUCUUCCCGGUGCUGGGCGCCGCGCCCGGCGGCAAGCGCGGCGGCUGGAGCACCGCCGGCGGACAGGGCUCGGCGCCGCGCGCGUCCGCGCCGCCCGCGCCGCUCGCGCUCGGGAACCGCUUCAACACGCUCACCGACGACAGCUAGCCAGGAACUAGAAACAGGCAGCGACGCGGCGAAUUGUGAAGUGAAGUGUAACUAUGGACUUGUAAGCAAAGCAAGGCACGAAGCAUAUAUCUACCAACAGUGUUAACAUACAUACAACCGGUGCAUAACUCUAUAUACAGCAAGUGAAAUAGACCGAGCAUUUAUUGUACAAAAAUCUGUUUGUUUUGACAUCGCCAGAAUCAAUAAUUUAUUGUGAAAAGUGAACAAAAUGCGAGUAUGUGCUCUAAAUUGUAGGUUAUAAAACAACCGCCAUUUUGUUUAAAGAUUUUUUAAUUGUAUUUUAUGCAGGCAAGGAUAUUUUUUCUGAGGGACUGUUUCAAGUUUAUGUAGUCAAUAUUGAAAUUAUAUAUACCUAUGUUCUGACCCCAAAAUAAAUAGAUUUUUGUAUAAAAACGCAUCUGAUUUCAGUCCUAUAAACCGUAUUUUUUAAAAUAGACUUAUCUAGUGGCAGUGGCAAGCGUAUUUCGACUUCAAAACGUCUGUAUUUUUUAAACUGGCAAGAAAUGCCUGCAAAAUGUUGCCAGAUGAAAUUACCAAUACUAUUUAUAAAUAUUAUUCCGUAUACCUAUUUUGUGUGCUCGAUAAAAUUAAAAGAACUAAGUUGCCGUAGGACUAUAAAAAAUGCUUAUUAAAUUUUGUAUCAAAUAAAAUUAUUGUUAUAGUAAUUCAAAUAUUAAUAAGUACCUAGCUUAUCUGAACUGAUUUAGAUUUUCUUUGGUUAGUUAACAUUUAAACAAUGUUUAUGUUUAUUAGCGGAGAAAUAUUACAGAUAAUACGGCAACUAUCUUCAAAAAUGAUUGUAAAUGUUGAAAAUGAAAGUGUGAAACUUAUUUGUAUUGCUGUUAUGUUUUUAUGUUUAUAUAACGCAAAAAAUACUGAUGACUGGUUCAUUCAACUGACAAAAAAAGGAAAAAUAACUGUUAACUUCAAAAUUACGAAUUUAAACAAGAAAAUACUUAUAUUGUAAAAAUCAUGUGUUAAGUUUCAUAAUGAAUGAGCGUGGAUCGCAUUUAAAAAUGGAAAAAUAAUUGAUUUUGUUUUGGGUAUUGUACAAUUGAGCAGAGCUUAGCGAUGUAUAAAGUUUGGUAACAGGAAAUCAUUCAAAAAUAUGUUGUAUGUACCAUAGGAAUAAAUUAUAU